This is a messenger RNA of Recurvomyces mirabilis, 13773 nucleotides long. RefSeq lists its product as uncharacterized. Lineage: Eukaryota; Fungi; Ascomycota; Dothideomycetes; Mycosphaerellales; Teratosphaeriaceae. The record is from RefSeq and is a predicted model, not a curated record. The transcript has 2 exons. Gene Ontology annotation, molecular function: phosphopantetheine binding; catalytic activity. Gene Ontology annotation, cellular component: cytoplasm. Bases 1 to 13773 code for a protein of 4590 amino acids. Gene Ontology annotation, biological process: secondary metabolite biosynthetic process; amino acid activation for nonribosomal peptide biosynthetic process.
AUGUCUUGCGUAGCUUCACCCGCCUCUUGCUUCGUCGAAGCCGACUCACCUGGAGCUGAUCAAGACGCAAAGCAGUAUGCUGCGCGCUUUUGGCAGCAAUACUUCGACGCCCUUGAUGCUCAGCCCUUCCCAUCCCUACCCUCGAUGGGAUUCAGGCCAAUUGCGAAGGAUAAAUUGGAACAUGCCAUUGAGUCGAUUCGAUGGCCGGCAAUGGUGCGGUCCGGAACGGUUGUGCGGGCCGCUUGGUCUGCGAUCGCAGCAAAACACACCGGCAUUGCUCAGGCACUGUUUGGUAUCGGCACCUCUGUGGAGGACAGCUCUUCCUCAACUGAUGAUGAUACCGCUAUUGUGCCGAUGCAAGUGCGGGUGGACGGCGAGGAGACCAUUAGAGACUUCCUAAGCCGUGUAGAUCGGGACACGACGACGUUACAAAAGCGCGCUGUCCGCAUUGAUCCACAUGUCCUCCGAGCCAUCAGCACUCAUACGGAUCAUGCUUGCCACUUCCAGACCUUGCUACUCCAGGCAUCAUCUGACGUGGAGGGCAAGGCUAGCACACAUGCAUUGGUCCUCAUAUACUCGGCAAGACAAGAUGGCUUGCAUCUCAACAUCGCCUUUGAUCCCAGGAUCCUGGACGUCGAAUUCGUCCAGCGGAUGGUGCGGCAGCUCGAACAUGUCCUUCGUCUAUUCUGCAACCCUGAUCUCGCCUCGGCACCUCUGUCUACGAUCGAUCUGGUGAGCCCGCAUGAUCUCAGCACCAUCUGGUCAUGGAACGCGACCGUGCCUGAGCCCCUCGAGAUGUGCGUUCACGACUUGAUCGCAGAGACCACAAGAGCCCAACCAGACUGCCCAGCCGUGUGCGCGUGGGAUGGCGACCUUACGUACACUCAGCUUGAUCAAUUAUCGACCCGUCUUGCCCAUCAUCUGGUCUCGACUCUAGGUAUCGUACGGACGGACAUCGUUCCUUUGUGCUUCGAGAAAUCUAUGUGGACGUCCGUCGCCAUUCUCGCAGUCGUAAAGGCUGGUGCUGCGUGUGUGACCAUGGACACGACCCAUCCAGAAGCUCAUCUGCGCCGAAUUAUCCAACAGACAUCAGCACGUGUAAUCCUUACGUCCUCAGCGAAUGAAAAGCUUGCCGCGACGCUGGCAGACGAAUCGCUGCUAGUUCUGAGACCCGAAGCUCUGCUGUCAGACCCACACUUGAGCGUUUCGGUCGACUCCACGGACCUGCCGACUGUAUAUCCCCACGACAGACUCUAUGUCGUUUUCACUUCCGGUAGCACGGGAACGCCAAAGGGUGCUACUAUCACGCACACCAACUUCAGUAGUGCUAUUAAGCACCAGCAAGGCCCUCUGGGAAUGACCAGCAGCAGUCGGGUCUUCGACUACGUCUCUUACGCGUUCGAUGUCUCAUGGCUGAAUUCUUUGCUCACAUUCGCCACAGGCGCAUGCCUCUGCGUGCCUAACGAGGCCGAACGCCGGAACGAUCUAGCCUCUUCGAUCCGUCGAUUGGACGUUAACUAUGCGGAUUUAACUCCUUCUAUCAGUCGCCUGCUAGAUGCUGGCGACGUCCCGUCUCUCAUGCACCUCACUUUUGGUGGUGAGGAAGUCCUCGCCGAGGAUGUGUCUCGUUGGCAGAAUAUUGGCGACGUCGUGAACGGAUAUGGUCCGGCAGAAUGCACUCCUAAAAGCAUGGCCUAUAAUUAUACUGCCGACGGCUCGUCGAAGCUUGCGAACCAGAUCGGGGCCGGGACAGGUCUUAACACAUGGGUAGUCGAACCCGAUAAUGAAAGUAAACUUUCGAUCAUAGGUGCUAUCGGAGAGCUAUGGCUCGAAGGACCACUCGUAGGGGCCGGGUACCUUGGAGACCGAGAGAAGACUGCUGCCGCUUUCUUCGAAACCCUUCCUUGGCUAGAUCAAAGUAAAGAAUCUAGCGGCCGUGGACGUGUAUACAGGACAGGAGACCUCGUUCGCUACAAUCCGGAUGGAUCGCUUGUAUACGUCCGAAGAAAGGAUCAGCAAGUGAAAGUACGGGGUCACAGAGUGGAACUAGCAGAGAUCGAGCACCACAUCCGAUCCUCGGGCGGUGAAGGUGUCAACGUCGUGGCAGAAAUGGUUACCCCUCGUGGUAGCAGCGACAAGGUCCUCGUAGCAUUCUUGGCCACAAUGCCAUCUACCUGCCAGGAUGAUGGUCGUGGAGCUCUGGCAAGUCGUAUGCGCCAUAUCUCCGAGGGGCUUAAGAGCCGUGUGCCUUCGUACAUGAUUCCCGGAGGAUAUAUCGGCAUGGAUCGCAUUCCGAUGUCUGCGACUGGCAAGGCGGAUCAUCGCAAACUCCGGGAAAUUGCGAGCCAAAUGACUAUGGAAGAGCUCGUCGCUCUGAACAGGGUCGAGUACCGUGAACCGACCACGGCGUGUGAGCUACGUCUACAGGCAUUAUGGGCAUCUGUCCUAGGAAUCAGCCCAGCCAGUAUUGGACUGGAUGACAGCUUUCUACUGUUAGGUGGUGAUUCGAUCACCGCUAUGAGGCUUGCUCGCGAAGCACGACGUGCAGGUAUACCCCUAGCUGUAGCGACUAUACUAAAGAAUCCGGUGCUGGCUGACCUCGCCACGCUUCUCGGCGAUGUCUCAGGCCCGGAGCGAGUUCAGGAAGUCGGGCCCUUUACUCUGCUACAAGGCCUACAGCCGGAUCACAUUCGUCACCAGGCGGCUGCUUUCUGUCGAUUGCGGCCAGAACAGGUGGAGGACGCCUUUCCAUGCACACCGAUGCAGGAAGGGCUCCUUGCUCUGACAUCCAAACGAUCGGGAGACUUCGUGGCCCGGUAUAUCCUUAAAGUUUCGGCUGAUGCAGAAUCUUUCCAGAGUACUUGGAAUCAUGUCGUGCACACCACUCCGAUUUUACGGACACGCAUUGUCGAUCUUGCAGGCAUUUCUUCCGGUGUCGGUCUAGUCCAAGUCAUCGUAGACGAGCCAGUAAGCUGGCACCGAAGCAGCUGCCUGGAUCAAUACGUCAUGGAGGACCAGCAGCGUGAUAUUGGCUUAGGAACGCCGCUGAUUUCGGUCGCACUCGUUGAUGAUGCGAAGCGUGGUCGACUCUUCGUAUGGACGAUCCAUCAUGCGCUAUACGAUGGAUGGUCCAUGCAACUGAUGAUGGACAGGAUGAGACGGGCUUACAACGGUGCUGUCCUUCAAACGGGGUCGCCAUUCCAGUCAUUUGUGAAGACCGUUGUCGAUGGCGACCGAACACAGGCACAGAGCCUGUGGCGUACGUACUUCCAGGGGAUUGAAGCCUCGCCCUUCCCAGCACUUCCAUCGGCAACCUAUCAGCCUGUAGCCGAUCAGACGAUUGUCUCCCGGAUAAGCGGGAUUGACUGGCCCAGAUGCAAUGUCACCGCAUCGACUGUGGUUCGUGCUGCAUGGGCAGUCCUAGUGUCCCAAUACACAAACCUGGACGAGGCGCUGUUCGGUGUGAUCUCCAUGGGUCGACAAGGCAACGUGCCUGGUAUCGAGGAUAUUGUGGGCCCUACGAUAGCGGCUACCCCGAUGCGCAUUGUGCUGGACAAAGAUCUCAAAAUAGCUGACUUCCUCCAAGACCUACAGGCGCGGAACGUAGAGAUCGCAGAAGUGGAACAGCUGGGUCUUCAGCAGAUUCGGAAGAUCAGUACCGACGCUGAGCAAGCGUGCCAAUUUCAGAUGCUGUUGAACAUACAACCCAACCAGGACCGAUUGCCAGACAAUGUGGAUGGACCUUUGGAACGAGUCUCGUUGGAAGGAGCCAUUGCGGAAGCGGCACAUGUUCUCCCUGCGAUGAACACAUAUGGCCUUAUGAUCGAAUGUAUCCUGCACGACGAUGGUAUUGAGUGCUCAAUCAGUUUCGACCCCAAACUCAUGGGCAAGACCAAGGUACAGCGCAUGAGUCACCAGUACGAGCAUAUUCUUCGGCAGCUUUCGACAAAUCGUAACGCCGCCAAGAGGCUUGCGGAUGUCAACUUCAUCAGCAGCGAAGACUUGCAUACUAUCUGGGCGGGCAAGACGGCUGCACCAGAAGCGGCUGACGAUGAUGUUUGCGUCCACAACCUCAUCACGGCGCACGUCCUCCACCAACCCAACUCGCCGGCUAUCUGCGCUUGGGACGGAGAGCUCACCUAUAGAGAGCUUGACCGUCUGUCUACAAAUUUAGCUCAAUAUUUGAUUGGUCAAAACGUUUGUCGUGGCACGGUCGUGCCGCUCUGCUUCGAGAAAUCGCGGUGGGCGCCGGUCGCCGUACUUGGAACGAUGAAGGCCGGAGCAGCGGGCAUGCUCAUCGACUGCACACUUCCAAAGGAUCGCUUGUUGUCUAUCGUGUCGCAAGUCAAGCCAGUCCUUUGUUUGGCCUUGGCUAGCACGCGGCCUCUCGCGCAGCAGCUACUUACUGUACCCGUUCUGCCUGUUGACCAAUUCCUGUCGGACGAGAACGAAACUUCUCUGGCUGAUCGGCCCUUACCUGUUGUCGAUGCAGCUCACCUUUUGUACGUGGUCUUUACUUCCGGAAGCACUGGUGUUCCGAAAGGAGCUCUUAUCACGCACCGCAGCUUCUGUAGUGCGGUCAAACACCAAGCCAACGUAUUCAAUUACUCUUCCGAGACGAGAAAAUAUGGCUUUGCAUCGUACAGCUUCGAUGCCGCUUGGUUUGAGAUGCUUCACGUUCUGGUUGCUGGAGGCUGUCUGUGCAUACCGUCCGAAAAGGACCGGAAAGACGACAUUACUGGGUCGUACCUGAAGCUUUCUGCGAAUACGCUCGGCAUGCCUCCUUCCACCGCUCGACUACUCGACCCAGGGCUAUUGCCAGGCCUGAGGAGCAUUUUGUUGGGGGGAGAGCCGGCAACGGCGGCGGACUUUGCACGCUGGCCUGGGUCAAUUGAUCGUUUCAAUGUAUACGGACCUGCCGAGUGUGUGCCACCAGUCGCCAUCUCGCGUCACAACGGGACCGUCGAAGACGUGCCAUAUAUUGGUAGCGGCCAGGGUGUCAAUCUCUGGCUUGUGGACCCUCGAGACUACAACAAGCUUGCCGCUGUGGGCGCUGUGGGCGAAGUUCUUAUUGAAGGGCCGCUGGUUGGAGAAGGCUACUUGAACAAUGAAGCCCUAACCAGAGAAUUGUUUAUUCAUGAUCCAAUCUGGAUGACACAGGGCAUAUCGGGCGUACCGGGUCGCCGUAGCCGUCUCUACAAAUCCGGAGAUUUAAUGAAGUAUGGUGAGCAUGGUCAGCUCAUCUUCGUUAGUCGAAAGGAUGCACAAGUCAAGAUCAAUGGUCAACGAUUUGAGCUCAGCGAUGUGGAGGAGCACAUCCGCCAGACAAUGGAGACACCGGAAGAUGCACAUGUGCUUGCUGAGACGAUUAUCCCAAGCAACGGGAGCCGCUCGUUACUUGUUGCAUUCGUAUGUUUGACCGAAGUCUCCGGAAAUGAUCAGGAUGACCAAUCGAAGCUCCGCGCCAUGGUUCUAGCCUGGAAUGCGCAACUACGGGAUGCAGUGCCCGGAUACAUGAUACCGAGUGCGUAUAUUCCGGUGUCUCGGUUUCCCAUGACAGCCACCGGCAAGGCCAAUCGUCGACAACUGCGUGAGAUUGGUCAUACUAUGACUUUGGAGGCACUGGCUGCUCUCAAUCCCUCGAGAAGAGAGUAUCGAAGGCCGACGAGGGCGAUGGAGGUACGAAUGCAGACGAUGUGGGCAAACACCCUUGGUAUCGAUGCCGCUACUAUUGGCCUCGAUGACAGCUUCCUCCAGAUUGGAGGGGACUCCAUCGCUGCUAUGCGACUCGUCCGCGCAGCCCGGGAGAGCGGCGUCUCACUCACUGUGGCUGAUAUCUUCAAGCAGCCAGUUCUGUCGGAACUCGCUGAUCUCGCCAAAGACUCUGCCUCGGAGAUUCAGCUCGAGCAAGAGCUCAUGCCGUUCUCGCUUCUCAAGAAUAACAUGACACCUGCACAGGUCCGUAGUCAGGCUGCUACGAUGUGUGGUGUACAGGUCGACUGCAUUGAAGAUGUGUUUCCUUGCACUCCUUUACAAGAGGGCUUACUGUCAUUGACCGCGAAGCGGCCGGGCGACUAUACAGCUCGAUUUAUAUUACAACUUCGACCUGAGGUUGAUAUUGAAAAGUUCCGGGCUGCUUGGGAGCUGGUGCUACGAACAACGCCGAUUCUACGGACGCAGGUUGUGGACCUGUCCUGCUCGGGCCUGGCUCAAGUCAUUCUUACCGAAGCCCGAAGUUGGGAAGAGCACGACUCUCUUGAUCAGUAUAUUGGAAAAGAUCGGAAGCGUGAAUUCGGGUUGGGAAGGUCGCUCACACAUUCCUGCCUAGUCCGUGAUGCAGCACGAAGGCAGAAUUUCUUCGUCUGGACGAUACACCAUGCACUCUAUGACGGGUGGUCGAUGCUCCUACUGAUGGAUCGCCUGCAGCUAGCGUACCGAGGAAAGACCCUACCGUUCACCGCGCCAUUCCAACGGUUCGUACAGUACAUUACGGAUACGGACAGAGUGUCGCACGCCGAAUCGCUAUGGUCCUCGUACUUGGAAGGGCUCGAGGCAUCUCCAUUUCCAGCACUCCCAUCUCCAGGAUAUCAUUCUACCACAGACGAGAUGACUACUAAGGAUGUGAAAGUUACCUGGCCGCAAGGUAAUAUUACUGCAUCGACUAUAAUUCGAGCUGCGUGGGCCAUUGUGGCAGCACAGUUUACGGGAGAGCAAGAAGUCGUUUUUGGGGCCACAGUCAUUGGUCGGCAGACUUCUCUUGCUGAGGUCGAGCAGAUGGUCGGUCCGACGAUCUCUCUAGUGCCUGUACGAGUCGUAGCCGACGGCAGCCAGGUUCUCUCCAAGCUUCUCCAUCAGGUCCAGCUGGACGCAGUCGAGAUGACCGUGGCAGAACAGCUUGGCUUACAACGAAUCCGUCACAUCAACACCAGCACCGCACGAGCAUCCGAGUUCCAGACAGUGCUUGUUAUACAGCCGAUCGAAGAGGUGCAAGAUCCUGAGACUACUCUGUUCGACAUGUGCGACUUGAAAGAUUUAGGUGUGCGAGUCGACGACGCUGUCGAUGCAUUCAACACUUAUGGGCUACAAGUCAUCUGUAAUAUUGCCACAGACGGAGUUCGCUUCAAAUUCAGCUAUGACUCAAACCAGAUCAGUUCUGCUCUUAUGGAACAGCUUGGAAAUCAGCUUGGGCAUACCCUGGGACUUCUGUGCGCUCGGUCGAACAUGAGCAAACGACUCGCCGACAUCGAUUUUGCUUGCGAUCAGGAUCUUGAUACGAUAUGGUCCCGAAAUGCGAGCGUGCCAGCCAUCUUCGACGACGUGUGCGUGCACGACGUGAUCACUGAAGCUGCGAUUCAACAGCCUGCUGCCCCUGCGAUUUGUGCCUGGGACGGUGCACUAAGCUACGCAGAGCUCGAUCGAAUUUCAACACGGCUGGCCCUUCAUCUCGUUGAUCUUGGUGUCACCUGCAACGAUGUUGUUCCACUAUGCUUCGAGAAAUCAAUGUGGAUGCCAGUAGCCCAGAUGGCUGUAAUCAAAUCAGGCGCAUCAUUUGUCGGAACAGAUCCAUCCCAGCCGGAAGAGCGCUUACGCUCCAUCAUCGACCAAACCAAGCCAGGGUUCAUACUUUGUUCGAAAGCUAAUUUCUCGAUGGCCAGCCGACUCGCGACCAGCGCAAGAGUCGUGGUCACUGAUCAUGCAACACUCGACGAUCUCGAUUCUAGGGCGGUAAAGACGGCUGCUUUGCCGGCAACCAGUUCCUCGAACAGGCUGUAUGUCGCAUUCACAUCUGGCAGCACGGGCAUCUCCAAAGGAGCUGUUAUGACGCAUCAGAACUUCACCAGCGCCAUCUUCCAUCAACGAGAACCACUGCGCAUUCUUCCGACUUCGCGCGUGUUCGAUUUCGCAUCGUAUGCAUUUGACUUGUCGUGUGCUAAUCUCCUUCAUACAUUGGCUGCGGGAGCAUGUCUCUGCGUCCCUAGUGAAGGAGACCGCCAGACCAGGCUUGCCGAAUCGAUGCGGACCCUUCGUGUCAACUACGCACAUCUUACGCCGACUGUAGCUCGCUUCUUAGAUCCCACGGCUGUGCCGGACCUGAAGACUCUCCUGCUCGUUGGGGAAGUACUCACGCCCUCCGAUAAAGCGCAGUGGUUGUCGCACGCCUCUCUCACGAACACCUAUGGCCCAACUGAAUGCACGGCAUUCGCGACCUCGGAGCCGAUGGUAGAUAAUGACGAGCAAGUGCCUAGAAUCGGAAAAGGAAUGGGCUUCAACACCUGGGUCAUCAAGCCCGAGGGUACUCCAGGACUUGUACCAAUAGGUGCCGUCGGCGAACUCGUUCUGGAAGGCCCUCUCGUUGGUGAAGGCUAUCUCGGCCAGCCACAAUUAUCUGCUAAAGCCUUCGUCCACAGUCCACCAUGGCUCGUCCGCGGAUCGACACAGUAUCCAGGUCGUACGGGUCGGCUAUACAGAACAGGCGAUCUGGUUAGGUGUGAGCCCGAUGGCAGACUAGAGUUCAUUACCCGCAAGGAUAUGCAAGUCAAGAUCCGAGGGCAAAGGGUAGAACUGGGUGACAUCGAACAUCAUGUCAAACAGAGUCUUACAGAUGUUCUCAAAACCCGGAUCGCAGUAGAAUUGAUCUACCCCAAGCAGUCGACGGAGCCUCUGCUCGUUGCAUUCUUCGAAAACAAGGAGACACCCAACCCAGCUGAACCCACCACGGCGGCUUUAAUCUCGCAGAUCACCACGGAAGCCAGCAGCAGGUUGAGCAAAGUCGUCCCUGUGCAUAUGAUACCUGGUGCCUAUGUUCCACUUUCCAGUAUACCUAUGAAUACUACUGGGAAAACGGAUCGCCGGAGACUACGCGAGAUCGGAAGCUUACUUACCCUCGAGGAACUAGCAGCUGCCAACAACUCGAGUGAACGCCGCAAGCCGACUACUGAUAUGGAAACACGCUUACAGUCUCUAUGGGCCUCGCUUCUUGGCAUUGAGAGUAGCAGUAUCGGUCGAGAUGACAGCUUCUUGCAAAUAGGAGGCGAUUCAAUUGGUGCUAUGCGGCUUGUUCGUUUAGCUGCUCAAGAGGAAGGCAUCGCCCUCACAGUAGCGGACAUUUUCAAAGCUCCCGUUCUGAGCGACCUAGCUCUGUUCGUGAGCGACAACACCUCCAGGCCAAAGCUUGAGCAGAAAAGUCUCAGCCCAUUCGGCUUGAUCGAUGAGCUCUCGAAGAAGAGAGUCUGUAACGAUGCAGCCCUCCUCUGCUCCGUACAGGCUGCCAAAAUUCAGGAUGCUUUUCCCUGUACGCCAUUGCAAGAGGGAUUGCUUGCCCUAACAGCGAGAAGGUCCGGCGACUACGUAGCGCGAUUCGUGCUCGAAUUGCGUGACUCUGUCAAGCUCGACACUUUCCGCAGCAUGUGGAGUCAAGUCGUACAGGCGACACCUAUCUUGCGCACUCGGAUUGCAGAUCUCCCAGGCCUUGGUCUGACGAAUGUUGUUGUCGAUGAAGACGCCAACUGGCUGGAACACCAAUCACUGUCUGGUUACAUCGCACGAGACAAGGAGGACGAAAUGGGCCUUGGUACGUCUCUUGCUCGCUUUGGACUGGUCAAGGAUUCCGGACGACACUUCUUCGUGUGGACAUUCCACCAUGCUGUGUACGACAAUUGGUCGUUGCAAAUCAUAUUGAAAAGAGCGAAAUCGGCUUUUCUUGGACAAUCUCUGCCGUCGACUCCACCGUUCCAGUCGUUCGUUGAUUACGUCACCAACAUGGAUAAAGAUGCUGCUAUUGAGUGCUGGCGUGAAUACCUCUCUGGAUUGGAGUCACAGCCAUUCCCGGCGCUCCCUUCAAAAGCGUACCGACCAGCUGCCGACAAAACCUUCGCCUGGACCGUUCAUGGCGUGAAGUGGCCGCAGAGUAACGUCACGCCUUCUGUCGCCAUCCGCGCAGCUUGGGGUGUCUAUAUUGCACAGUUGACUGACGCGGACGAGGCGUUAUUCAGCGUCAUCACUAUGGGCCGUCAGGCGAACGUAUACCGCAUCGAAGACGUGGUGGGGCCAACCAUCGCCACUGUUCCGGUGCGUAUUGUGAUCAACAAGAACGCCAACGUUUCACAAUUCUUGUUGGGACUACAAGAGCAGACUAUCAGACUUACUGCAGUCGAACAAGUUGGCCUGCAGAGCAUUCGACGGAUCAGUCCGGAAGCUGAGUUGGCCUGUCAGUUUCAGACGCUCCUAGACGUGCAGCUCGAAAGCGAAGAAUCGGCUACCGACGGACCUUUCCAGUACUCUAUAUCGGAUCCAGCUGCCAGAGGAAACGAUCAUAUCAAUGCCGCCUUUGCAACUUAUGCGCUUAAGAUACAAUGCAAGAUAAGAGAUGGCGAUCUCCACUGCCUAGCGACCUAUGACUCGCAAGUACUCGCAACCGAACAGAUGGAGCGUAUAGGGCACCAAUUCGAACAUAUCCUCCGUCAGCUUUGUGCAGGACACAACAGUACUUCACCAAUGGGCGAGGUCGACUUUGUCAGCGCUCACGACCUAAAGACCAUCUGGUCGUGGAAUGCAACCGUACCAUCAGCAGAAAACUCUUGCGUCCACGAGAUUAUUGGUGAUACAGCACGCCGGCAGCCCGAUGCGCCUGCUCUUUGUGCCUGGGACGGGGAUCUCACAUACCACGAGCUCAACCGCUAUGGAACACAAGUAGCUCAUCACCUUGUUGACCUCGGCAUUGGAUAUGGCGAUCUUGUGCCUAUAUACUUCGAAAAGUCGAUGUGGACUACCGUUGCUAUCCUUGGUGUGAUGAAGGCUGGUGCCGCUUGCGUAACCAUGGAUGCGACACAACCUGAGGCCCAUCUUCGUCGCAUCGUUGCUCAAACCUCCGCUACAGUCAUCCUCGCCUCACUAGUAAAAGGACCAUCGGCUGCGCGGCUUCUCAGUGGUACGACCAAGGUCAUCCUACCGCAGUCUCUUGUGACCACGAGUUCGGAUGUUACAGCCACUGGGAGAGAGCGUGCCUGCUUGCCGAAAGUCGAUCCGAGCCAUCCGCUUUAUGUAGUGUUCACUUCUGGGAGCACGGGGACACCGAAGGGCGCAAUCAUUACACAUGCGAACUUCGCAACAGCGAUCAAGUAUCAGCGAGUGCCAUUUGGGAUGACUAGUAGCUCCCGAGUAUACGACUAUGUUUCGUACGCAUUUGACGUAUCCUGGCUGAACGUCUUACUCACUCUCGCAGUCGGUGCUUGUCUUUGUGUUCCGCACGAGAGGGAGCGGCGGGGUGACCUGGCUUCGUCUAUUAGGCGCCUUAAGGUCAACUAUACUGACCUCACACCUUCCAUCACCCGUUUGCUGAAUGCAUCCGAUGUACCCCUACUGAGACAUCUUACCUUUGGUGGCGAGGAGGUACUAGCUUCCGACGCAGCCCGAUGGGGUACUCUUGACGAAGUCAUCAAUGGCUACGGACCAGCAGAAUGUACACCAAAAAGCAUGGCAUACAAUUACAUCACUUCGAAGUCGAAGCGUGCAAACGAGAUUGGCGUUGGCACUGGGCUAAACACAUGGGUGGUCAAGCCUGACAACAGCAAGCAACUAGCUAUGGUUGGUAGUAUCGGAGAGCUUUGGCUAGAAGGGCCACUAGUCGGCGCCGGCUAUCUCAACGACAAGGAGAAGACGGAUGAGGCUUUCAUCCACGAUCCAGAAUGGCUCUUGAACGGCCGCACCUCACAUCAAUCGACAGUCCACGAGACACCAACUUCCCAUCGAAAGGCUCUAGUAUCGACGGACGCAGACCACGUCAGGGGAGGUCGUCGUGGACGCGUUUAUAAGACUGGAGAUCUUGUACGUUACAAUCCAGACGGAACGCUGAUCUAUAUUCGGCGAAAAGACCAGCAAGUAAAGGUUCGCGGCCAACGCGUCGAGCUCGCCGAAAUUGAGCAUCAUAUCCGAGAAGUGGCAAACGACGACGCCAGCAUCAACAUAUUGGCGGAGAUGGUGACUCCGAAAGACGGUAGCCAGAAGGUCCUUGUGGCGUUCAUCGCUAUGCCUGCAGCUGAGUUGGCCAAGAUGAUGCAACGUCUUGCCGAAGGACUCGCGGAACGUGUGCCUGCAUACAUGAUUCCAACAGCUUACGUCCCGAUCGACUGUAUACCUAUGUCGACAACAGGGAAGGCGGACCGCAGGAAGCUCCGUGCAUUGGGCGGCUCGAUGACGAUCGGAGAACUCACAGCAUUGGUCCCCAGAAAAGGCGAGCAUCGCAGGCCAAGAACUGCAAUAGAAAUAAAGCUGCAGUCGCUGUUUGCUUCAACUAUCGGGAUCAGCGCAAGCAGUAUUGGGCUUGACGACAGCUUCGUCGAGAUGGGGGGUGAUUCAAUUACGGCCAUGCGUCUAGCCCUGAACGCUCGCAAAGACGGCGUAGCGCUCACCGUGGCUGACAUCUUCAGACAUUCAAGCUUGGAAGAUCUGGCUCGUGCGAUCUCGAGUGGCUGCAAAGACGUGACGAAUAGUCUCGCGAGCGGCAGUGUCAGCAUCAAGCCCGUCGUUCUUACUCACAAUGCGCAACGACAGGUCCAACGGCUUGGCGUGUCACCAUCCACAGUAUUACCGGUGACGAACUUCCAACAGCUGUGUAUUCGAGGAGCGCUCAGGACUCCAAAAACCUGGUGGGAUUAUCGUUACGUCGACUUCCAUGGAAAACCGGAUGUUGCACGGCUCAUCGAAGCUUGCCACCGCCUUUGGUACCAUUUCGAUUCAUUGCGAUUGGUAUUUCUGUCCUCAGGCGACAGGUUCUUACAAACGGUGCCGGCAAACAGCAAGCCAAUCAUCGUAGUGCACGAGACAGAGGGCGAUGCAGAGCAAGAUUGUACCAAUGUGUGUGAAGCCGAUCAAGCAGAAGCGGUGAGCCUUGGUGCCAGCUUCACCAAGUUCAUCCUCACUCGGACUUUGUCUGGCUCCGUGCGCCUCAUCAUCCGCCUUUCGCAUGCCCAGUACGACGCCAUAAGCUCUCAGGCAAUGAUGCAGACUCUACACGCUGCCUAUCGGCGCGAAGACUUGGCUCCGUCAGCUCGUUUCCAGGAUUUCGUGACAUCCAGCAUUACACAAGGCGCUGCCAGCAUGCAGCACUGGCGUUCGCUCCUUCGAGGCUCGACUGUAACCAAGGUGCCCACAAUCCUCGCCGAUUCGGAUCCGGGCAUGGGUAUUGAAGUGACGGCGACAGUGCCAGAGCCCGUCUCAUCAAGUGCGGCUACUCCGGCCACUAUCUUCACUUCUGCUUGCGCCGCUGCUCUCGCUAAGGUGACAGGACUGUCCGACGUCGUGUUUGGUCGCGUGGUGUCCGGGCGCUCGGUCCUUGGCCCUGAGUUGCAGAAUGUUAUGGGAGCGUGUGUUGGUUGGGUUCCGGUCCGUGUGCAAUUCAGUGGCGCGCCGAGUGCGACAAAGGCCCGAAGCUCGGUGCAGAAGCAGUAUAUUGAUGGUCUAUCAUAUGAGAUCACUGGGACUGGGGAUGCGUCGGGCGAGGUGUCGAGCGAGGAGCUCCAGUUGUGCGAUUUCGGCUGUGUUGUGCAGUACCAGAAUGUGGACACACAGCCGUCCCAGCUGCUCGGCGAAGAUGAUUGCCGUCUGAAGUUCUACAAGAGGCCAGAGGUUCGUGUCGAGACCGACGUUUCGCGCAUCGAUAUACUGGCCAUUCCCAGCCAAGGGGGGUGGGACGUCACCAUCACGAGUGGAAGGCACAAGAGGUCGGAGCUGGAAGAGUUGCUUCGAGAAAUUUGUGAAGGGGUGGCAUCCGGGUAA